UCGUAUAUUCGUGUGAAUUUUAAUGGUCGCCAGAGCAGGCACGUCGCGUUAAGUAUUCUCAAUCAAUUCGCUAUUGGCAGAUAGAGAUCCGGCGAUCUGGUGACUGGCCGUCAACCAAUCAUGAGCACACUGAAUCCUCUAUCAAAAUACGUUUGAGAAUUGCACAGCGUUGAUCGACACGUCGUAUGUAUGUAACUCAUGCAGUGCCGUUACGACCUUUGGCACGGCGCAGGUGCACGUAUGUGAUACGUUAACCACGCACACACUUUUGUGCGGACCAUACGCACAUGUCGAGUUUCGAUAGAUGAAAUCGGUGAAAUUUUCGGAACAGAUGAUGAAAUUUACGAACUUGGAAUACGACGACAUAAUACCUACUCAUAAGGAAAUUCUCAUUGUCGCAUGCCGUACUACACCUCUACGAUAUAUUCCCCCGUUUCACAAAAUGUGUUCCGUAACGGAAGGAACAGCUUCUCAGAAGGUCAAGGUGAGCUGUUUAUCAAUUACAAAUGGGACCUCACAGCUGUAAAGAUUGCUUACAUGCUAGGAUUAUGGCGUCGAAUGGAUACCCUAGCACUGGCUCAGCUGCAAAGCCUUUGGUGCACCACUCACCACCCUGUGAGUCAGUGAAUUCAAUGCCGUGGUUUGGGAUGGAUAUUGGUGGAACCUUGUCUAAAUUAGUGUACUUUGAACCUAAGGACAGAACCAGGGACGAAGCUGAUGCUGAAGUAGAAACCUUGAAAAAUAUUCGACGUUAUCUUGUUAAGAAUUCAUCUUACGGAAAAACUGGCCAUCGAGAUACCCACUUGCAGAUGGAUAAUGUCAGCAUAAGGGGUAGACGGGGUACUUUACAUUUCAUCAGAUUUCCUACUAGUGAAAUGGGCAACUUUCUAGCACUAGCUAAAUCAAAAGGAAUGGCUAAUCUGGUUACGACGGUUUGUGCUACCGGCGGAGGUGCAUUCAAAUUUGAAGAAAAUUUCAAACGCGAAGUUAAUAUGAGUUUAGCCAAGUUUGAUGAGCUAGAUAGUCUGAUAAGGGGUAUGUUGUACAUCGAAAUGACAAAUCCCCAUGAAUGCUAUUACUGGUCACAUCCCACAUGUGACAAUCGGUGUCAAAAAGUACCUUUUGACUUUUCUGAUCCUUAUCCGUUUUUGGUUGUUAACGUUGGAUCUGGUGUGAGUGUAUUAGCAGUCUAUGGUCCCAAUAACUAUAAAAGAAUAUCAGGAACAAGCUUAGGUGGUGGCACGUUUUUGGGUCUGUGCUGUUUACUCACUGGAUGUAAUACUUUUGAAGAGGCUAUCGAUCUUGCGACUGGAGGAGAUCAUACGAGAGUAGACAAAUUAAUUAAAGAUAUCUAUGGUGGAGAUUACGACCGUUUUGGACUCCCAGGAGAUUUAGUUGCCAGCAGUUUUCUCGGUGUGUACAGUUUCGGGCAGAUGAAUUCCAAGGAACGACGAAAUGCUGUCUCGAAAGAGGAUCUUGCGCGUGCCACGCUUGUAACAAUUACCAACAACAUCGGCUCCAUCGCUCGCAUGUGUGCUGUCAAUGAAAAAAUCGAUAGGGUUGUAUUUGUUGGUAAUUUUUUGAGGGUAAACCCAAUCUCGAUGAAAUUGUUAGCAUCUGCUAUGGAAUAUUGGUCAAAGGAUACCAUGAAGGCAUUGUUUUUAGAACACGAGGGGUACUUUGGAGCAGUUGGUUGUUUAUUACAGUUCAAUGGCAAUACAAGUUAAUCAUGUUCUACGUUCCGUGCCGUUAUGUGAAGCAUUCCCAUGGUGAUCACAUCUUUAUAAACAUCGCGCCUAGUCGCAUGUUGAUGAAGAUUUGCAGAUGAUUUCUAUUUAUCGAAUUUAGCCGUUUAAUAAUAAUCUAAAAUCCGUAAGCAGAAAUCAGUAUUUUAUUAUUAUUUAUUUUCGUUAUUGUUCUUACUUUAUUUUAGGGCUCUCUACACGUUCACGAAUAUGUAUAUAUGUAUAGUAUGUGCGCAAGUUGAGUAAAGAAAAAGGUGCCACGCCAUUAGAUUCACAGCCACAACCCAUUGUUGAGUUAACACAAAACAAGCUUUCGUAUAAUUAUUAUUGAUACACUCUGUGGCUUCAAAUCAAUGGCUCCACUUUGCUUUGUUCAUUCUAUACACGUCAAGUGUAUAUUAUAUAAUCGUAUUGGAUCAAAUUUUCAACGUGUAUUUAUAAAAGAGAUAAAGAAAAAGAACAAUGUUUUUACUUAACCAUCAUAGAAAGUCCAGUCUCAGGGCACAAAUGUUUUAGGAACACAGAAUGAGUUGGUGGACCAAACUGUACGUGCGAAGUGAAUAGUUAUUUAUAACAAUAUUUUACAGAAUAACUUACUUAAUAUAAUGUCUAAGUUGUUGAAUAAUAUUUGUAAGCUGUCGAUGCUACAUCUGAGUUUCUCACACAAUACUUGAAGAACUCGAAAUAUAGCUUGAAUUAUCAACUGCUAAAUCUUACAAAAAAUCUCAACUUAUUAAUAAUGAAUUUUAUCGAAAUACUGAUACGUACGAUAUUGUACAGAUUACGUAGAACAUUUAAAAAAAAUCAAUUUUAUAGUAACUAAUUUUAUUACGUCUAGGAAUAGUCGCUCUUGCGUCAUAUUAUAUACAAAAAUCGUUUAAUACUGUUUUCUUUUUACUUCGAUAGUUUUAUAUAACGGGAUAAGUGUUGGUGAAUUUUGAAAUGCAUUACAUUACACCACAUUAGACAAUAUUUAGGUGACGCGAAUUGAUUUGCUUGAGGCUCUAGCUGGGGUAUACUUGUUCUGUCUUAAUUAUCUGUUAUUACACUGUUGAAAUAUGUAAGUAUUGUAUUUACGUCGUUGAUAAAUCUCGACUCGUUAUAUUUUAUUUUCUCUAUGUAUACGUGAUAGUAAUAAGCCUAACAAACUAUAAGAAUAGCAAAAUUAUGUCAUGCGUUCUCAGAGAAAGACUUGAGAUAACUUGUAUGUUUAUACGAGUGUUACGAAUCGAUUGUUCACCUGUUUUCGUCAAUAGUCUGAAGAAAUUUAUUAAAUUAUUGUCAGUAUCAACCAUAA
Messenger RNA from Diprion similis, 3042 nucleotides. RefSeq names its product pantothenate kinase 3 (gene fbl). Gene Ontology annotation, biological process: coenzyme A biosynthetic process. The transcript is spliced from 10 exons. Gene Ontology annotation, cellular component: cytosol; nucleus. Gene Ontology annotation, molecular function: ATP binding; pantothenate kinase activity. The coding region runs from base 507 to 1727 and encodes 406 amino acids. The record is from RefSeq and is a predicted model, not a curated record. Lineage: Eukaryota; Metazoa; Arthropoda; Insecta; Hymenoptera; Diprionidae.